This is a messenger RNA of Armigeres subalbatus, 2299 nucleotides long. RefSeq lists its product as uncharacterized. The record is from RefSeq and is a predicted model, not a curated record. Lineage: Eukaryota; Metazoa; Arthropoda; Insecta; Diptera; Culicidae. Bases 181 to 1863 code for a protein of 560 amino acids. Gene Ontology annotation, molecular function: G protein-coupled receptor activity. The transcript has 6 exons.
GUGCUUGACUUCGCACCGGACCGGUGUUUGCCCGUGCCGCUGCGACUGCUGGAGUCAAAGUUUGCGUUCAGUUCGCGGGGAGCCAUCUUCGAGGAUUGUUCUGAAAGCCGUCGCGGCGAAGUGCGCGUAGAUCGCGAUCGUUGUUGGUGGAAUAGCGUGCGUGCGUGCGAACAGCAAACGAUGACGACACAAAGGAAACGGCCGCGAACUUCGACGGCGGUGCUGAGCGUGUUAGUGGCGGGUGCACUGAUCUUGACCGUUUUGGCGCGCAAUUGCAGUGCAAACUUUGUGGCGUACGAAGACCAAGACGACGUUGAUAAGGAUAACACCGAUCUGGAGGAGUACGUGCACGAUGAGGAACAGAAGCGGGCCGACUAUCACGAUGCCAUCGAUCGGUUGAUUUCCCAUGCGUUGAACGAGACGCGUCAGCCGGAAAACCGGGAUGCAGGCGUCAAGGUCGCUGCAACUAAUGAAACCGAACGCGAUGAGGAUCUGACUUGUGCGGGAAAUCGUUCGCCUAAACGGAUCAAUGCGCUCGAAGCGCUGACAGUGAAAAAAUGCUGUCCCAUGGGACAAUCGUUCCUGCACGAAAGCAUCAGCAAGUGCCGCUUUCCCCUGCGUCCAGCACGGCUACCGGUCGUGAGCCGCGAGUUGCACUUUUACGAUCGAUCCUGUUACAGAUUCGGACCGUACCUUAAGCACAACCUCACCAUCGAUGGACAUUGUAUAGGAAAACACCUGGUGUUCAACGAUGGCGCAAUGUUCACGGUCAUCCAAAAUGGGUCCCUCAUGGUGUCUACCACCGAGCAGCUGCUGAUGUACAAGGACUUUUGCCUGGAGGAGACUGGCAGUUCGGUCUUGGUGGCGCACGUUUGCGACGCGAUUGUAUUCCCGGAUCCGUUCGAUUGGGUCGAUAAGAUGAUCAUUGGAUCGGCACUGUUGGUUCUGUCCUUGACGGUCCUCCUGUAUGCUUUCGAAUCGAGCUUCCAAACGGUGUUUGGACGGUUGAUUCUGAUUCACGCGGCGUUGCUGUUUACCGCGCUGCUAUUGGAGGCUGCGCUGACGGAGUUUAAUGAAGCAUUCUACUCCACAAUUGUGUACGUCCUCAUUGGUGCAGCUUAUGUAUUGUAUGCGGCAGCCAACUUGUACGCCUUGUGCACGGGUCUGAGCAACUAUCAAAAAAUAGACAGCCGAAAUGUUGUGUAUUUAGCUUUAGGGGGAUGCAUUUUAUGGGUGGUUUCUGUACUAUUCACGAUGUACUUCAAUGAUAAAUUGGUUGCGCUCUGCACCAUUUUCAGUGGACUAGUACUAAGUGUGUUUGUGAACUUGAUUAUCCUGCGAGGGACCUUAAAACGUCGACAUCACCUAUUAACAGCCAUGGAUAGUUGCUACGAGAUUUCGGAUAGUUCUGAAUAUUCCACAUACGUACACCACAGAAAAGAGCUUGCCAUCCUCUGCUCGUUCGCCAGCACCAUCCAGCUUCUGCACUGGAUCCUGUUCUUGGCCAGUCGCUACAACUUGCUGUACGCGCUCAGUUGCUGCGGUUUGACCAUAUUUGCCGUAUUCGUGUGCUUCCGGUAUCGAUCGAUAACGUUGCUUCCUUGCUCCAGAACUGGCGAUGGCAGCAUCUCAAAAGUACUACGUCAUCGUCAGCAGCGACGGCAGCACCCGACCCACUACCAGCAGCAGCAGGAGCAACUGCCCUCAUCAGAGGAACCGACCCCGACCGUGCCACCGUGGGAGAAUGGGUAUAAUCAACUGCACGCUGCUGCGUCACCACCCAACGGCACCCACCAGCAGCAGCACCACAGUCGGGAUAAUCAAAAACACUCGCUCGCAUCGGUGGUCGAGGAACAGGAGUAGGAUGCCAACGCCCACAUAGAGCAAAUGUGACGCCAGUGCACGAUCGCACGGGCAAGGGGUUAAAUGAGGCGGAAAGCAGAACUUAAUGCCUUAAUGGCACUACGGUUGUGUGUUGUGAUUAAUCGCGUAAUGCGUGUCCUCCGGGUGAGAUUUGGUGUGAAUUUGUUUUAGCCUGACACUAGGGACUUAGGCUAAGCGACUACCUAUGUAUGUUUAUUUACAUACACCCAGGUUUUUUUUUACACGGUUGGAAUUCAUCAAUUUCUCGGUAAACCCGAACUUUCACAACUUUUUAAAUACCCCUGAAUUUUCUUUGAUUUUUUGUGAAUUUUUUGGUGGGGUCAACUCAUUGUUUCAUUGACGCUGAAGGUCUUAAACGACUAAAACCAAACCGUGUAAAAAAAACCUGGGUGUAAUUAUGUGAAGUGUGAUUGAA